CGUCGCCCGCCGCUUCCGGGAGGCGCGUUGGCGCAGGCGCCGCCCGCCUGCGCGGCCCGCGGCGCAGGCGCGGUGGGAGCGGCGCUCGGCGCGGCGGCGGUGCGGGGAGCGCGGCCGUGGUCGGGCGGCGCCGAGUUGCAAUGGAAAGUAAUGGGAGUAAUGCUAAGGAUGCUAAGAGCGCCUCAGAUGAAGAGGACAGUGGCGAUAGAGUUCAACAGAAAACUCGGGAGGAUAUUCUCUUCCAUGAGGAAACCAUUGAUCUUGGUGGAGAUGAAUUUGAGUCUGAAGGGAAUGAAACCAUAUCAGAAGAUUCUAAUAAUUUUAUAGAUAAACUUAAUGAACAGAUGAUGGAGAGUGUCAUUAUUUCAGAUUCUCCAAACAACAGUGAAGAUGACACUGGUGAACUUGGUUGUCUGCAGGAGAUUGUAGAACAAAUGGAAGCCAAAGACAAUCAAAAAACAGCUGCAGAAGUGAGUAAGGAAGCGUUUUUAAGUAAUGAGAGUGAAACUGAACAUGAAGAAACACCCAAAGACAUUUCUGAGAUUGGAACAGAUGAUCAGGCAUCUUUAAAGGAAGAAUCAAUUCAGGAAGCAGUGAAAGAGGAACUGAAGUUGAUAAACAGCAUUCCUGUUGAGAGGAGACCAAAUAAUAUUGAUGAAAGCAAACCUGAGGAUCCAAUAUCGUUACCCAGUACUGGCAAACCAACUCCUGAGGCUGAGCCUAUCCCUGUGUGUACCAUUUUCAGCCAAGCAAACAAUGUUAAUACUCAGCCACAGUUGUUCCUGCAUGAUGGUUUUGAGCCUCAGAUGGUAAAAUCUCCGAGUUUUAGUAGUAUAAUUGAGACUCCAGUGAAGUCUAAUCCACAGGUGGUUCAACCAAGUCCUAGUCUAAGCAAGUUCUUUGGCGAUACUGUUAACACUAAUACUUUAGCUUCUGAUUUUUUUGAUUCAUUUACCACAUCCAGUUUUAUUUCUGUCAGUAAUCCCAAUGCAAGCUCUUCAGUCCCAGAACAAAUGUCCUCUAUUUCUUCUACUGGAGACAGUUCUCAUGCUUCACCUGACCCUACUUUUUCUGUAGGAAACGGGAGAACCGAAGCAGGUGGUCCUCCAAACUCUUUAGAAAUAUCUCAGUCCCCCAAGCCGUUCUCACAAAUCCAAGCUGUUUUUGCUGGGAGUGAUGAUGCAUUUGCCACAGCCUUGAAUAUGAGUGAACUAGACAGAAGAAAUGAUGCUUGGCUUCCUAGUGAGGAAACAAGAAAUGUUUUAAUUUCAGUUGCCACACAACAGUACAGCACUGUGUUCAUAGACAAAGACAAUCUCACUAUGCCCGGAUUAAAAUUUGAUAAUAUCCAGGGAGAUGCAGUGAAAGAUUUAAUGCUUCGCUUCUUGGGUGAACAAGCUGCAGUGAAGAGACAAGUUUUAAAUGCCAACUCCGUAGAACAGUCAUUUGUAGGCUUGAAACAGCUAAUUAGCAGUAAAAACUGGAGGGCAGCAGUUGACCUGUGUGGGCGACUUCUAACUGCCCAUGGUCAAGGCUAUGGAAAAAGUGGACUACCUACUAACCAUACAACAGAUUCUUUGCAGCUGUGGUUUGUGAGACUGGCAUUACUGGUAAAAUUGAGUCUCUUCCAAAAUGCAGAAAUGGAAUUUGAACCAUUUGGAAAUUUAGACCAGCCUGAUCUUUAUUAUGAAUAUUAUCCUCAUGUAUACCCUGGACGAAAAGGUUCCAUGGUUCCUUUCUCCAUGCGAAUUCUACAUGCUGAACUUCCUCAGUACCUAGGUAAUCCUCAGGAAUCACUUGAUAGACUGCACGGUAUGAAGAUAGUCUGCACCAAGAUAUUAGAAAAUUUGGAACAAGGCUUAGCUGAAGAUGGAAGUAUGACUAACAUUGCACAGGAGAACAGACAAGCCUCUGUUCAGCUGUGGAGGUCACGUCUGGGCCGGGUGAUGUACUCCAUGGCAAACUGUCUGCUAAUGAUGAAGAUGGAAAAAAGCACUGAGUUGCCAUCCCAAACAGCGGCAACACUGGAAGCUUGCUUUACUUUUGAUUGUGAAUUCUCUUUAGCACUUUCAGACUAUGUGCUUGCUGUAGAUGCUUAUCACACCGUCAUCAAAUAUUAUCCACAGCAAGAGCCUCAGCUGUUGAGUGGAAUUGGAAGAAUUUUCCUUCAGAUCGGAGACAUAAAAACUGCAGAAAAAUAUUUUCAAGAUGUAGAGAAAGCGACUCACAAAUUGGAUGGACUGCAGAGCCAAAUUAUGGUUUUAAUGAACAGAGCAUUUCUCCACCUUGGUCAGAAUAAUUUUGCGGAAGCUCAUCGAUUCUUCACAGAAAUUUUAAGGAUUGACUCAUCAAAUGCUGUGGCUAAUAACAAUGCUGCUGUUUGUCUUCUUUAUCUGGGAAAAUUGAAGGAUUCCCUCCGGCAGUUGGAAGGAAUGGUUCAGCAGGACCCUAAACACUACCUACAUGAGAGUGUUCUUUUCAACUUGACAACUAUGUAUGAAUUGGAGUCAUCUCGCAGCAUGCAGAAGAAGCAGGCCCUUUUAGAGGCUGUAGCUCUCAAAGAAGGUGAUAGCUUUAAUACUCAGUGUCUCAAGUUAGGAUAGAUCAUUUCCAACUAUUUUUUUCCAGCAAAGCUCAUUUUGAAAAUUGUAUAUACUCCUGCUAAUGUGUAAAUGUGAAAUAAAAUCUCUUGAACUAUGAA
Messenger RNA from Dromaius novaehollandiae (emu), 2701 nucleotides. RefSeq names its product trafficking protein particle complex subunit 12 (gene TRAPPC12). Gene Ontology annotation, molecular function: protein binding. NCBI's taxonomy places the organism in Eukaryota, Metazoa, Chordata, Aves, Casuariiformes, Dromaiidae. The transcript is spliced from 13 exons. Bases 141 to 2603 code for a protein of 820 amino acids. The record is from RefSeq and is a predicted model, not a curated record. Gene Ontology annotation, cellular component: Golgi apparatus; TRAPP complex.